This is a messenger RNA of Candida tropicalis MYA-3404, 597 nucleotides long. Its product is annotated as peptide transporter PTR2. Lineage: Eukaryota; Fungi; Ascomycota; Pichiomycetes; Serinales; Debaryomycetaceae. Bases 1 to 597 code for a protein of 198 amino acids. The record is from RefSeq and is a predicted model, not a curated record. The transcript has a single exon.
AUGGCCCACAAAACCGAAAAAAACACCCCACUGGAUGGCAUACCAUCUGCCAAUAGUCGAGUCACCCAUGUAACCACCAAACAACGGAGCCACGUAUGCAAGGAAUGUCAAAAGAUUGGUCAAGGCAGAGGCAGUCUGCAACCCCUUACCCAACGCACCAGCAGAAGCAUCGGGGUUCCCCGGUGGAGGCGCACCCCAGCCGUGUGGGGAGUUUGGGUCAAUUCGUCUCUGGAUGUAGUUGGUAAGAAUACCAGUCGUGGAGUAGUAGGAGGCACGCUCAGCAAACUCACAAAGACAAAGGAUAAUUGUGCUGUACCUGAUGUUCCCAAUCACUCUUCUCAAGGUCUGCAGCUCGUGCUCGGUUGGUCUUCUCAACCCUUUGGGAUUAUGCUCGUCAACAAAGUUGGUGGAGUAGUUUUUUGGAUCUUCGUAGUCGUAGUCCUCUUCGCUAGACAGGCCGUGUUCACCUGUAAUCACCUCAAGGAGAUCUGGCUGUUUCUCGUCGGUAUAUUCUGGAGCUCCCAUGUUGUAGUUACUUGUCUCUUGAGAGUUUGUCACUAUAUUGAGGAUACAAGGAAAAAGCAGGAAGUGUGGUGA